Molecule: messenger RNA, 2423 nt
Organism: Cyclopterus lumpus (lumpfish)
Lineage: Eukaryota; Metazoa; Chordata; Actinopteri; Perciformes; Cyclopteridae
Gene: gpnmb
Product: glycoprotein (transmembrane) nmb
Exons: 12
Coding region: 216-2111 (631 amino acids)
Biological process (GO): cell adhesion
Molecular function (GO): integrin binding
Source: RefSeq, a predicted model, not a curated record
ACUAAUAAGGGAUGAGAUGCGUCCUGUUAAGAAACAUCACAUGUUUUUGCGUACAGCGGCCCCCAAAUUAAAUUAUUUAACAUCAGGACAAGCAGGCGGGAAGUAUUGAGAGAGCUGGACGAGCAGAGAGAGGGACACGCUCUGUCUGGCGCUGAACACAUUAUUAAUAUUAGAUAUAUUCUUUAAGGUGGAUAGGCAUCUACUGAACAGUGGAAAUGGAAGCCCUGCGAUACGUUUUUCUCCUGAUUUGUGCCUGCUUUAUUUGUCAAGCUGAUGGACGCAAAACAUACGGUGACAUGUUCCCCCACAAGCAUGUAAUGCCUGGGAAGUCACCAUAUCCGAUUCCACCAAUCCCUGGCUGGGAUCCAGACACCAACCCAUGGGAUGACUACCUCUACCCUCCACUAAACCCAAAGCCAAAAGAACUCAUGCACCACAAAGGUAAACCCAAGGUUCAUCUGACCAGCGACAGUCCGGCUCUCAAUGGCUCUAACAUCUCCUUCACCGCGAAGCUGGAGUACCCUCCAUGCCAGAAGGAAGAUGCCAACGGGGACAUUGUUUGGGAUGAGCACUGUGAGGACGGUACGGAGCUCGAGGCCUCAGCCAACGGACAAGUGCGUUCUGGCGACGUGUACAACUUGUACAACGACUAUGGCUUUGGAAAGUGUACGGACAUGAAAAAAUGCAACGUGUUCCCCGAUGGGAAGCCCUUCCCUCAGAGCAGCGACUGGAGCCGCAAGAGCUACGUUUACGUGUGGCACGCAAUGGGCCAGUAUUUUGAGACAUGCGACGGUUCCUCCUCCAGUUUGACCAUCAACACCACCAACAUCCCUCUGGGUGCAGAGGUCAUAGAGGUCAUGGUCUACAAGAAACGUGAGCGCAGGAAGUAUAGCCCCCUCACCACUGACAACACCAUCUUCUACGUCACAGAUAAGAUCCCAGUUGCAGUUAGCAUCUCCCAGAAGGCUGCGGUCAACCAGUCUGAGAAUGUUUUCUUUCGUGGUGAGGACGUGGUUUUCAAAGUCCAGCUCCAUGACCCCAGCGGUUACCUCAAAACCGCAGCCGCCAUUGACUACAUCUGGGACUUCCGAGAUGGCAACCAGCUGGUGACACACCGCAACGUGACCACACACGCCUACAGCACGCUGGGGAGCAUGAACGUGAAGCUGGUAGUAGAGGCAGCGUUCCCUGUGCAGUGUCCGCCCACCUCUGCCACCCCGACUCAGUGGAGCGCCACAUCAUCAGCCCCCACAGAGGCUCCCACACCUCCACUUCCUGGUACUCAUUCCAUGACCGUCAAGAUGGAGACAACCCAGGUGCCACCCAGCACCAGCCAGCCCCUUCCAUCCUCCUCCUCCUCUCCUACUGCCGUGACAACAGGCCUGCCCACCACGGAGCCCCUCUCCCCUACUGUUGCCAAUGCGACCCCAGGGUCGAACCCCACAACCCUGGCCUGGCUCCGCACCAGAAACCUCAACGGCAACGAGUGCUACCGCUACGCCUUUGGGACCUUCAUGGGAAACAUCACCAUUGUUGAGCCCAAGCACAAACUGACCAGCCAGUCGAACAGUCGCAUUGAGGAUGUGUCAGUUGCCAGAGUGACCAACACUGACAUCAACUUCCUGGUGAAAUGUAUGGGCAACAUCCCCACUUCAGCCUGUACCAUCGUGUCAGACCCCACCUGUACACAGGUGCGCAGCAUUGUGUGCGAUGACGUGCCGCCAUCGUCAGAGUGUGAAGUCCAUCUCAGGCGAACUUUUCCGGAGCCAGGCACCUACUGCAUCAACAUCACCCUGGAAAACUCCAGGAGCCUGACCAGAACCAGCACCACUGUCACCAUCAACAAGUCCCAGGAUACACCUGUGUCCAUGACUUCACACACUGUGGAGGUGGUGCUGUCCUCGACCGCUGUGUUGGUGGCCAUCUUUGCAUUCGUUGCCUAUCUGGUCUGCAAGCGUUACAAGGUGUACCGUCCCAUUCGUAAGUCCCUAUUGGAGGAUGCCAGCGGCGGCCAUGCUGGGGCCGGGGGACGCAUGGUCCGUUUGAGGGAGGCACUCUUCCCCGCCAGCGAGGAGAGCCAUUACCUGCUGACAGAGAGACGCCCUGUGUAGUAGGCCUGCCUAGUCAUUGGAUGAGGUAGUUGCUAGGAGAUGAAUUAGGCUCAAGUCAUGGCUGUUUUCUGAUCAAAAGAACCGUUUUAUUGCAAAUGUUGUACCAAAUGCUUCUUUACAAUAGUUAUCAUUUGUGAUAUUAAUCAGUUUAGUAUGAAGUCCAUGAGGUUAGCCAAUAUAAAAUGUAUACUAGUGACAUUGCAUGCUUUUCCUUAGUUCAAUUAAUUAAUAAAUGAUUAUCAUUUUUAAACAAAAGAAUUCCACUGAAAACUUGGACUAUAAUAAAAGGUUUUGAACUACUCAUCUUCAAGA